This is a messenger RNA of Glarea lozoyensis ATCC 20868, 2217 nucleotides long. RefSeq names its product F-box. NCBI's taxonomy places the organism in Eukaryota, Fungi, Ascomycota, Leotiomycetes, Helotiales, Helotiaceae. The transcript has 2 exons. The coding region runs from base 1 to 2217 and encodes 738 amino acids. Gene Ontology annotation, molecular function: protein binding. The record is from RefSeq and is a predicted model, not a curated record.
AUGUUAGGCUUGAUUUCACUACCAUACGAGGUCUUGGCGAACAUCAUCGGUAAUGUUGACUUUGACGAUGUGUUCAAUCUUGCUCGUACGUGUCGGAGUUUCAUGUUUCUGAUCACUGAAGAGAGUCUCUGCAAGAAAAUUGUGCAGAGUAAAAUCGCUUUCUCGUCAGAAGCCAUCAAAGCCAACUCUGUCCCUGGCGGAUAUGCGUCCGCUUUACGUGGUAUAGCAAAGAGGCGUCAUGCUCUUGCUAAUGUGGAUCCAUUCACUGUCGCUACAGUGGGCUUCUGUGACGCAUAUCUGUACUGUAAAGGCGUAUUGUGUUACACCUUGGACGAUAAAGUAAGAGUCUUAGAUCUCCACAAUUCUAGAGAGCAAGAAAUUGUGUUCAGCAUUCCGGAAUUACUUAACCAAGCUUUAUCGAACGUUGGGGAUAGCAUGAGCGGUAACUUUCAAAUAUUGUACUACUCGAACGCGAUCAUAUCUUGCAUAUACAGAUGCUCUAGCUCAAUUCAGACAGCUUGGUUAAUCUCGUUUAGUCUCAAAAAGCGGAAGAAACCAAUUUUGUUGGUGAGGGAGUUGGAUUCAACAGAGAAGCUCUUUGUUCGUCACAACGACGAGUAUCUUUACUAUGGGACCCAUUCGGAGAUUGAUGCUGAUGGUCACAAGAAGUGGAUGAUAUAUGGAUACAAAUUUUCCAAACGGCAGUGGUUUGAUGAGAAGAUUUACCUCUCCGAGAUGGCUGGAUCUGACAUUGGCUCGAGUAUAUGUUUUGAGUUUUAUCAGGACUACUUCUACGCCCUUUCCAACCAGACUUCGUUUGAAGUUGAAGAGAUAGACUGGACAUCUUUCUAUCAUUGUAUACGUUUCCCUUUGGAUUCCCCUUGCAAAGCAUUAAUGGAGAAGACGCAAGACAGAGAUAUGUGGCGCCGCCAACACCAAGAAGGGCCAAUUGAUGAGAGGUGGAUGUCUCUUCAGCUAGUGGUUGACGAAAGUUCAGGCGAGCUCAAGAUUGUAGAGUCUCGCAAAGAGUGGUAUCUGGGAUCGAGUAGGAGUCAACGGAACUACUACACAAGCGACAUAAUUUUUCCAGAGCUUGAAGACUCAGAUGAUGACAAUCCCGACUCAGCCGGAGAUGACUGUAUGGAUUUUGACUCGGAUAACUUGGCCCAAGUUUUAGCCAGAUCCAGAAAUGAUUGUGGCUUACCAUCAACGUCAGCAGCCUCGAGCUCUCACGCUGCAGCCAACGACAGGGCUCAUGGUCUUUUCGAAAACAGUGGAGUUUCCAAUUCGCAAUUGCUGCGCUUGAUAAAGAAGAAUAACAAUCCUCAUUAUCUGGAAGCACCCCCACGUCUCCCACAACAAACACACCCAGGCGAUGAUGGUUCUGCUCAACGAACAUUCACCUUAGCCAAGACCCGAAUACGCACAUAUCAUCUUGGCUGUAGCACUUUCUUGGACCUGGUUGAUGAUCCCGUUGUAACUGAUUACCACGGAACCCAGCGGCUUCGACUCCGUGGAGGCUCAAGACGCCUUGGCCCGCCUCUAAAAGAUGAGAAUGACCUGCUGCGUCCGCCUUCUGACCACUUGCAGACAGCCAUUAAAGAGCUAUACGUAGUCAACGAUGUUGAGUACUGGCCUCGAACUCAGACCUCGGAUGACGAAGAAUCAUUAGGCAACAAGAUAGACCACGAUCAAAUCUACAAACUCCUCAAUCCUCCCACUCAUCUUGGCUAUGUAGAAGGUACCGCUGAUGAUCGCUCUCUAGUCUAUGUCACAGGUGCAAAAGAUAAGCCUAGAGCCCUUAUAUUUGUGAGCUUUGACGCAGCUACAAGACUAAAGGGUCUGAGAAGAUAUGGCCAUGUGGAGAAGAAGAAGCAGGGCGUUGGAGAGGGACCUCAUGUUGAUGGUAGAGCUACGGCGUGCAAUAUCAAUGUCAGCACAACCGAAAAUGAAAGAAAUCGCACUGUCACGCUAGGGGAGAAGGGCAAGAGCACGGAGACCGAAGACUACGGUCCGGAAAUUAUCAUCUCGUCGACAAAUUCGCAAUCUACCCAAGUGACUGCCACGGAAGUACACUCGAGCUACGCGGCGACUUGUGACAACAGCUCAUCAAAAACACAGACCGAAAAAGCUGCAUGGGCCUGGCGAGAAAAUGCUAUGUAUCAAGACAUCGGCCUGGGAUAUAAUUUUGGUCUGGCACGGAAGAUGAAUGUGUAG